AGUGCAUUGUCUAGUAGUGGUUGUCUUUGGAUUUGUAUAUACGACCGUAUAGUACACUGACUGAAAGAAAUAUGACAACGGAUCUGCAGAGAGCGUAUUAAUAUGUAAAAUCAAAAAUAAACGUCCCAAUCGACCCCAUAGCUCAAAUACGCAAUAUAUGUUGAUUCUGGGCUAAUAUAAUCCAGCUGUGACCUAGCGAUUUGUUCAAAUUUCAAAUUUAUACAUGACUAAAACUCAUUGCAUUUGAAUAAAAACUUCUUACUUAAAAUGAGAAGCAAUUGGUUUCUGUCAGUUUAAGGACUUGUCAGUUAACAUUCAAACAUUCUAGCACAACAAAUUCAGAUUGCAGUAAUGGGCAGAUUUGUAUAAAUAAAAAAAUGGACGAGUUUUUCAAGAAAUUGAAAAACACAGUUACCUACGACAAUAUUGUUGGAUUAAUUAAAAACGAAAAAAAUAGCACCUUUUCAAAAGAAGAAGAAUCAAGGGUGAUAACAGAAAAUAAUGAAACGAAAAAAAUCGUCGAUUUCGGAGAAUUAACUUCCAAAUUCAAAGGCGACUCGUCCAAGCAUGUGCUACGAAAUUUAAAAAGUCAAUCAAGCAAAAGCGUGAACAAAGCGAAAGGUGGCGUUCUCCUGAAAUCGAGUGAUCAAAACAUGAAUUUGACAGACGAUGAUGACCCUUACGUUAAAAACGACAACAUCUUAGCGUUUUUGGAUUAAAUCUUCAUCUAAAUUUGUUAAUUCGAAUCAGUAUUAAAUCACUACAUAGUACAAAACAAA
Bombyx mori (domestic silkworm) is the source of this 779-nucleotide messenger RNA. RefSeq lists its product as uncharacterized. The transcript has 2 exons. Bases 378 to 719 code for a protein of 113 amino acids. Lineage: Eukaryota; Metazoa; Arthropoda; Insecta; Lepidoptera; Bombycidae. The record is from RefSeq and is a predicted model, not a curated record.